AUGUGGUCUUUCACUGUAUACGGCAGCAUCCUAGCCGUGUUUUCGCUAUCUCUGUGCGCCGUCUCCGCAAACGAUCAGCACACAAGCGAUUCUCGUGGUGACAUCUGCGACUACCCCAACUGCAGACCAGAACCUCAAAUUCCAGCAUCGCGACCACCACCCGGCGGCAACUGGCUCGGCUUUGGUGCUGAGGUCUACAACAACCAUUGGGCGGGAAGCGACUCCCUCAUCGACAUAACCAGUGUCAAAACCCUGGCUACUGUUUGCCAGAAGAAGUACGAACCUGGGCUUAGCGCUUCGCCACUAAUCGAGGAUGGCGUUGCUUACUACAAUACGUUCGGUGGCUUGCUUGUGGCACUCGACUACGAAAACUGCAAAGAGAGAUGGACGUUGAACGUCACUGAGUUAAUUCUAAGAGUCAAGGGAAACAGCGACGGAGUUCUGGCAACCGGGGGCGCACUGGCGUCGCGUAGCACCCCGGUGGCUGAUGGGGAUGUACUAUAUUUCGGCACACUUGCAAGAGCCUUGGCUGUUGCUGUGAACAAGCGCUCUGGGAAAAUCAUCGACACGCUCGAGAUUGGCAACCAUCCAUUAGCAAUCCUCACGCAGUCUCCGACGGUCUACAAUCAUCGUGUGUUCUUUGGGGUGUCAACAACUGAAUCCGGCGGCCCAGCUGCGGAUCCUAGCUACAACCUCACCCACCACGGCUCCAUGAAUGCAGUGGAGCUCCGUCACGGCCGUCUGUCGCUUGUUUGGACGACCGACAUGAUUCCACCCGGCGCCAACUUCUCUGGGGCUUCGGUCUGGGGCUCCCAGCCGUCCAUCGACCCCAUCCGCAAUCAGGUCUUUAUCGGGACGGGCCAGCUUUUCUCGCUCCCGGAUGAGUUUGCUGAAUGUCAGGAUGCCAAUAAGAACCUGCGCGUACAGAUGGAGCAUCUUGCCAACGAACCUUGUCUCCCACGAAACGUGUACCAGACCUCAGUCCUUGCCCUCGACAUUGACACCGGGGAGAUCAACUGGUAUCGUACACUCGGUGCCCUCGAUGCCUGGAACGCAGCCUGCAUCCCCCAGUACUUUGGCGGAGGCCCAGGUGACCCUCCUGGUCCUAAUUGCCCCAAGAACAUCGGCAACGACACCGACUUCGGCAUGGCGCCUGCUUUUGUGCUCGGCUCGGAGUACACUCCAAGGCAAAAAGAUAUCAUUGUCGCAGGCCAGAAGAAUGGGAAUCUGUACGCCUUCAGUGCACAAACCGGAACCAUCCUGUGGGCUAUCAAUGCUGCCCCCGGUGGCCUCGAAGGCGGUCUGAGCUGGGGUAUUGCGGUUGAUAAGGACACUGUCUACUACACAGGAAUCAACACGGACCGGCACAACUUCACACUCUUCCCCUCCAACCAGACGGUUUCUAAUUCUAUUUUUGGUGCUGUCAAUCUAAAGGACGGUAGCCCAAAGUGGCAGAUCGGUGCUCCUCGAAACAUGUCUAGCACUGUCAUUCCAGUCGUUGUUAACGAUGUCGUGCUAACGGGAACGUCAGGGCGGUGGGAGGAAGGCAGUCUCUCCGCAGUGGGGCCCGGAGAUUUCAUCGCCCUCAACAAGUUCACAGGAGAGAUUCUCAGAGAUGAUGUGCUAGAUGCGUUCUUCCACGCGGGUAUCGCAGUCGUGCAAGAGUAUGUAAUGUUCGGUACUGGAUACGGCGGUCUAGAGGCGGCACAGAAUGGUUCGUUCAACGUGUUGAAGAUUGGAUCAGCGCGCCCAGCGAGUGGGGGUGAUCCUGGUGAUUCUGGCAACAAUAUUGCCGAGUUAGAACGAAAGAAGGAUGAAUUGGCUAAGGGGAAGAUGGAUCUUAGGAAGAAAAUCGAGGAGUUGGAGAAGCAGGCUGACGAGCUGGACAGAAUGAGAGAUGAGCUUUGA
Molecule: messenger RNA, 1908 nt
Organism: Paraphaeosphaeria sporulosa
Lineage: Eukaryota; Fungi; Ascomycota; Dothideomycetes; Pleosporales; Didymosphaeriaceae
Product: Quino protein alcohol dehydrogenase-like protein
Exons: 1
Coding region: 1-1908 (635 amino acids)
Molecular function (GO): protein binding
Source: RefSeq, a predicted model, not a curated record